CCUCAAUUAUUUAUAUAGAAGCCCGUGUGUUUCAUUCAGAACUAGUCUCCCAACAGAAAUACACAAGCAACAAACUUGCUGCAAUAUAUUCCUGCUAUAGAUAUAUAUAUAUCGCUAGUUUGGUCACCACAGUCAUAACAACAAGCAGCACCAAUAUCUCUGUCUGAUUUCUACUUCUCUCACUUAAUUUACUAAAGUACUGAAUAUUUAAAGUUAAAUCUCAUACAAUAAUUGUGAAUUACAAAAUCAAUCAAUACCUAUUCAGCCACUCCGACACACACCAUGUUGUCAGGAAUUGCUGAUGGCACCUGUCCCCAAGCAGAAAAAUCUGUUGACAAUGAAGCAAGCAUGGAGACAUUUCAGAGCUUAUUCUUGACGAAGGAAUUGUUAUACCUGUGUUUGUGUUCUCUUGCAUUGGAAUUGCCCCAGACUAAGGCCAAGUUGUGUCUUAUGAUCAAAUUAACUGCCGUUUUGGCCAUAUACUGGCUAUCAAACAGUUUGUUGCCCCAACAAAGACACAUAAGGCAUCUUAUUAUAGCCGGCCUUAUUCUACUGCUAAUUAACAGGAAUAUAAGGAAAUUGUUGCUGAACAUUAACAAGAAAGCGAUACUUGUAACAGGUUGUGAUCAGGGAUUUGGCCACGGGCUUGCAGUGAGACUUGACAAGCUGGGAUUCAUUGUGUUUGCAGGAUGUUUGUACAAAGAUGGUGAAGGUGCCUGUUCAUUGCAGAAAAAGUGUUCUACCAGACUUCAUGUCUUGCAGCUUGAUGUCUCAGAUUGCAACCAAGUUGAGAAUGCAUUUGAAAAGAUUAAAGACAUUUUAGGAGAAGAAUCUUUGUGGGGAUUAGUUAACAAUGCUGGAAUUUGCUACAUAGGCAAUUCAGAAAUAAUAUCCACAGAUGAUUCACUUAAGAUUAUGGAUGUCAACUUUCGAGGGCCAUUCUUGUUGUGCCGCAAGUUCCUUCCUUUACUCCGCAGAAGUCAAGGUCGGAUUGUCAAUGUAUCAAGUAAUGCUGGAUUAGCUCCAGUAGCUUUGAUGGGUGCGUACUGCUGCUCAAAAUCUGCUCUCCUCAUGUUGUCAGAAGUUCUCCGUGCUGAGAAUGAACGAUGGGGAGUGAAGGUGUCUACAAUUGUACCCAGUGGUUAUAAGACAGGUAUAAUUUCUUAUGACAAAGUUAAAAUGGCUCAAAAAUGGUGGCAGCAAGCACCAAAGCAAGUACAGGAAGAUUUUGGGAGAGAAGGAUUUUUUAUCAACACAAAAUAUACUGACAGCACAUUAUCCAGUGACUUCUCUCCAGUAUAUGAAGCUAUGAUUGAUGGCCUGCUUUCACCAGAACCCAAACAAAUUUACUACAGAGGCUUUCUAUCACGCUUGAUACCUUUUCUCUACUCACAUCUACCUUAUUGCUUAUGGGAACCAAUUGCAGGUAUUCUCACUGAAUGGUUUGUGUUUAAACCAGCAUAUAACCCAAAAUGAAGGAGUUGGGGAUAGUUUUAACUAAAUGGCUUGAAAUUAAAUUAAAAAAAAAGAAGCUAUCUAAAGAAAAAAAGUAUCACAAUUGGAAUGCAAAUAAAGAAUGUAUAAUGAGGAAAAAUCUGAUGAUGAACAAUUCUUUUGAUUCAAAUAUCUUUGUCAUUUGCGAAAUUGCAACAUUCUGAUACUUUUAUUGUUUAGGGACAUCGCUCAUGUUGAAUAUCCGAUGUAUAUCACCGUUCAUCUCAUACGGAAUGUCAUACUGUGUAACAUAGUAUAGUGUACAUCAUACAUCUUGCUAUUCACCAUAAUGUACAUCAAAUGAUAGUUUUUUUUCUGUACACCUUGUGACACAUCAUCAUGUAUGUCAUAGUGUACAUCACACAGUACAUCAUAUGACAUAUCAUAGUGUACAUAAUAGUGUACAUCAUAAUGUACAUCUUACUGUACAUUCUAAAGUAUAUCACAGUGUAUAUCAUGAUGUACAUCAUAGCGUAAACCAGUCUAAUAUUGUGUUUUCGUCCAAGAGAGGAAAGUUUAUUAUUCUGAUCAUUUUGCCCUUUCAUAAAAUAUUUAUUUUGUCUGCUAUCCUGCCUACAUGUAUUAUUAUUUAUUGUAAUAUAUUUUCAAACUGUAUUUUUCUAAUGUUUUCAAUCUCAUGUUUGUACUUCCCUGCUGAAAAAAUAUUUUAAAACAAACUUGUUAUCUUGUUCUUGCCCACAUUAUUUUAAGAUGUUUAAACCUUGAAGUAUUUUUUUGUGGCAGAACAAUCUUCUUACAUGACUUCAGCAUUGGUGGUCUUCGUUUUUGUGAAGAAAUUGUGUCAAAUACUUGUGUUUUUUUUUCCAGUCCGGUGACUACUUGUAAUUACUUAAACAAAUGCAAUAUAUCUACAUAAAGAAAUAAAGUUUAAUGAUAAACAAAGGAAUUUUUGGCUAA
This is a messenger RNA of Octopus sinensis (East Asian common octopus), 2412 nucleotides long. Its product is annotated as estradiol 17-beta-dehydrogenase 2-like. Gene Ontology annotation, molecular function: oxidoreductase activity. The record is from RefSeq and is a predicted model, not a curated record. Lineage: Eukaryota; Metazoa; Mollusca; Cephalopoda; Octopoda; Octopodidae. The transcript has 5 exons. Bases 283 to 1476 code for a protein of 397 amino acids.